AUGAGCCAGCAGACCUCUGCCUACGCCGAGCAGGUAAAGGCCGCGGGACAAUAUCAUACUCUGGACACCCUAGACAUAUGGGCCGCGGGAGGUGUGAUGAAAGCUCGAGUUGGAUUCGGAGACGCAGUAGGAGCCAGGACGGCAAACGAGCUCGGCACGGCGUUCGGGAAGUACGGAGACUACUCAGUGCCACGGGAGUGCGAGCUCGUGCCGUUCUGCCGCCAGGACAGAAUGUACCAGAAGGACUCCCGCUGCGCUCCUCCUGAUCCGACGACGGGCGACGGCGACGGCGGCGGCGGCGACGGAGGCGACCACGAAGGCCGACCCCUGGCCGACCCCCCUGGCUGA
Prorocentrum cordatum is the source of this 348-nucleotide messenger RNA. The record is from the annotation of a GenBank genome assembly. Lineage: Eukaryota; Dinophyceae; Prorocentrales; Prorocentraceae.